AUCUGAGCGUUGAAGUGAUAUUGUUAUGAAUUACUAUGAAAGUUACGAUUUAUAGGUGUGUACGGUGGUUAGUGAAAUGUUGUCGUUUUUUAAAAUGCGAACUAUGAAAUUAUUAAAAAGAAUCUGAAAAGACUGCAAGUAUUAUUGAUUUUUUUUUCGUUUUCGAGUAAUUUUCAAUGUGUUUUUUAAAAAUACCUUUAAAAUUCAUGUUGUAAACACUAAUAAAUAACGUAACAAUUGUUUGUUUGCAAAACAUAACCAAGAAAAUCGUGAAAAUGUUACCUCAACAAUAUUGUUUGCGAUGGAGAUACCAUCAUUCGAAUCUACAAACAAUGUUUUCUCAACUUUUGGAACGUGAAGCAUUCUGUGAUGUUACUUUAGCAUGUGAAGGGAGAACAAUAAAAGCCCACAAAAUUGUUUUAUCAGCCUGUAGUACAUAUUUUGAAACCAUCUUAUCCCAGUAUGAAGAAAAGGACCCAAUCCUUAUCAUGAAAGAUGUAAAAUACAUAGAUAUUAAAUGUUUAGUAGAAUUUAUGUAUAAAGGAGAAAUCAAUGUUGAACAUUGUCAUCUAGCUACGUUAUUGAAAACUGCAGAAGAACUUAGGAUAAAAGGUUUAGCGGAAGUUUCGUGGCGAGAUGAAGAGCAACCAAAUAAUAAUGAGACCAACUCCAAUGGUGUACAAACAGCAAUACCCCAAGUACAGACUGUCAUGCCCAACAGCCCUACCCCUUCGACAAAAAGAAAAAGAGGACGACCGCCCAUUGAUGACUACGACCAAACAUUCACCACUCCUAAAAUUGCUUCAGUAUCUGGAGGUAUGAAUCAAGAAGAUGCCUAUUCGAAUGAUGCGAUGUCUAGCAGCGAACAUGACUUAAACAUAUGGGACGAAGAUCAAUCCGCAAAUGAAGGAGCAGACAAUACCGAAACAGAUGACCCUCCAGUUAAGGUUAAGAAAGAGUCACACGACUAUGAUGACAUCGGAGUGGAUGAACAAAGUAACACAUCCGCGAACGAAUCAAAAGAAAAAUUAAAUAUAAAUCUCCAGGUGAAAACUUCCAACACCACAAAUUCCAAUGUUACGACAUCUGGAAACCCAUCAUUCCUUACCCCCGCUUUAGAAAAAGAAUGGCCUGACGUUAUCAAAAUGAACGACUACUUGAACACGGGUAGGCGACAACAGUUCUGGGAAGAACCGUUUACGAAGCGAGUAAUGGACGCCAUUAAAACGAAAAAUCUCGAGAUGAAAGUUGCAGCUGAACUGUUAGGUGUAUCGUAUGGAACGCUGUAUGGGCGGUAUAGAGAUUCAUAUGGUUGUUUAAAACAUCCUUACAGGGUACGUGACUUUUGGACAGAGCAGGGAUUCACGGAUAUCAUAUUGAAGCUGAAACGUAAAGAAGUUACGUUGUUCCGGGCGGCAGAACAAUUGAACGUGACUCCACAGACUCUUUCCAAUUAUUUAAUAUCCAUGUCGCAGAUGGAUACGGCCGAUGCGAAUUCGAGUCGACAGUCUAACGCAGGGGAGUCGUAUGAAGACUCGGAUGACGACGGUGAUUCGAUUUUGCCGGAUGCCCCUUCCAAUAAUUCGCAUUUGUUUAAGAAUUUAGUAUCGGGCAGUGCAACUGGUGCAAAUUGCCCAGAUAUCACCAUAGUGAAGAGGGAGAGAAACGACGAUAGCAAAAUCAACAAUAAUUCAGAUCAUUCCGAGAGCAGCAGCGAUCAAGUCAAAUGAGAACAAGUCUCGUUUGUCGCUUAAUAAAAAUUUCCACUUAUUAGUAUUUUGUAAAGACCAAAGUAAUUUUGUACUGUAUUUAGUUGUAUAGUUAGAAGGCUUCAUGGGAAAACAGCAUAACACAAAUUGGCACAGUCAGCAGGAUUAUGUACCACUCAGUGAUGCAUGUUGUAUCAUUCGGCGAUGUAUGAUAUAACUAAUAAAUGUUUUUGUGUAUGAACUUAGUGAUAAACAAAAUGCUCUCUCUUAGAAAUUGUAUUGACCUAACCAGUGAUUGUACAUAAUAUGAAAAUAUUCAACAAUAUCUCAAUUCAUUUCUUCUUCAAUAUAUUAUAUCUUUAGUUUUAACUAUGAUCCAGUUUCAUAUCAAUUCUUGGUAUAACAGAAUGGUGCUUUCGUUCGCAAUUUUUAUUUUUUUGUUGUAUUAUAUUUUAUUAAAAAAAUUUAAUUUUUGAUAAAUAAAAUUAUUGUAAAUUUGAAUGAGUUGUAAGUAAAGUACGUCUAGAAAGUAUAGGAAUUUAAAAAUAUUGAUAAAAAUAAUUUACUAAUGCACAGGCCACUGAUCCUUAUUCACCUUUGGUACAGCUUUCAAACUUUUAUCAUAGGAAGAUGAGUUGUCUCUUUCUUGAUAUUUCUUGUUCUAGGUUUGAUCUUUACAGGGUAGAAUUGUUUAGCUCUAUGACUAACCACUCAAUCUGUAGGAAUGAUGAUUUUUUUAUUAAGUUUGCUAUGCCUUGUCCGUGAGGUUCAUCGUAUGUCGAUUAGGUUCGUUAGCAUUUAUUGACAGAAGCUACUGCUAUCAAAACUCCAAUUACCGUUCAUUCCUCUUCUAUUAUUCUUAGUUAUAAGAUAUUAAAUCGGGCGUGGUUUUUUAAUCACCACACAUAAGGAUACAAAAGAUGGACCAUUUACCACUCUAUCAUCAACGUAGAUAUCAAUGCAGAAACGUCGCUCUUACAAGAAAAUUACAUUUCUGUCCCACAGAUCACGAUAUUAACGUGCAGAAUCUAUUUCUGCUUAGUAUCUGUAAAUUAUUGCCCACCAGGUUAGCGGCAAGCUCCCCCGAAGUCAAGAAAUUGUCGGAUUAACGAAUCCUCCGAAUUUGAUAUUUUUCUCUGUGGCUCAGCUGCACCAGUCCGAUCAAAUUAUUACCGUAUCUUGCCUUUCAAUUCGCUAUUUGACUAUGUAUAGAGACGAUAUCCAAAAACUCUAUUAUAUCUAAUGAAACAACUAAUAUAGCAGGAAGGUAAAUUACAGCGUAUACCUUAUUGAAUUGUGGGCAUUAGUAAACAUUAUUUAUUUAGACGCGAUAAAACCCAAUACAAAAAUGAAAAAUCUUACUGUCCAUAGAUCCUCUGCUCAUAGUUUCUGUCAUAACAAUUUCAGAAAUAUAUUGUUGUAGUUCAGAAGGUAGAUGCUAUGCAUAUAAUACUGCAACAAAGAACUGUAAGUUGCCUACAUUUGGCGUAACUCAGUAAAAUCAGUUUACUAACCUAAAAAAUUAAUUUUAAAACUUUCUAUAUUUAAUUUUUUUAUUGAAUAUACGUUCUUUGUUUACUAAAACAAUAAAUUUCACAUAAAAAUUGGCUUUAUUCCAUAUCCAAGAUGACGUUGCAGUGUUUUUUAAUAAUAUUGGGUUGUUGGAAGAGUAACAAUCAUGUAGAAAGGCUAAAAGUGAUUACAGUUUAGGCAAUUUUUGUCCGCCAGAUGUUGGGUCGUAUAAAACACAACUAAUAAACCAGAACUUGUUCCAUGCAUUUUAUAAAUUCCAACACUUCUCGAACAUUAUUUUCGUAUGUUCAAUAGACAUCGUUGUACUACACAAUUUAUUGAUGAUUUUCUGAUACCUUGAACGCAUUUCAAUUGACAUAAGGCACAAAAUUUACAAUCAAAAUAAAAUUGAAAAUAUUUUCUAGACGUACUACACAUUCUAAGUUGCAUUUGACGCCCAAUUUUGUUGGAAAAAAGUCAUACAUUUUUAUUGAUAUAGUUGACAUUCCCCCGCUGUACAUAUUUUUUUGCGUUGAGCUGUUUUGCCAUCAGGCCGAUUUAGAAGGAAGUGUCUCUUCAGCUGAAUACGAAAUAUAAAAUUGAAGUAGUGAUAUGGUGAAUACCAAAAUAAUUUUUGUAAAUUACGAAAUUGCGCAGCUGCGUUAGAGGGAUCAAUCAAUUUCGCUGUCUUGUUUCCAUUAUCGGUCAUUCCAUUGUGACAGGGAUGAUAUUUGCAGUUCCAAGUUAUAUUAGUUUCUUGGACAUAUUUAUUAUUUUUUAUUGUAAUUUACGCUGUUGGUUUGUUUCCAAAAAAUUAGAUGUGCCAACUAUAAAGACUAUUUCCGUAAUUAUUAAUAGACCACAUGUUUUAAUAAUUACGGAAACACACAAAUCAUGUAUCUCUACUGUAUGCGACGGAUGUGGCACGUUGUAAUAUUAACAAUUUGCAAUUGAAAUUAUUUCAGUUAAAAGUUUUCAUUAGACAUCGAAUAAUAUAAUAUUCUAAUGAAAUUUGUAACUUACAAUAAAUAAUUAUCACUAUAUACGUGGAAUGGCCGACAUCUUUAUCUGAUACGUUCUUGAACCAAUGCGGUGUAUUGUAUACACACACCUUGUUGAUAUAUUUAGAUUUCACCCCAUAAGAUCUUUGAUAGCUUUAUAUUAUAGUAUUCAGUUUCCAAAACUUAUCGUGAUUAAUUUGAUGCUAGUUAUAUAGUAUAAGUGAAACAUUCAGUAUAUGCGUUAUUUAGAAAUGUGAUUUAGAAAGCACUGUGGGGAUUACAUGAAAUUAUUUCUCUGUAAAAACUGAAUAAAUUAAAUAUUUAAAAGAAAAUUCAGGACACAUCGCACAAAUUCAUAGCUGUAAAUAUACACAGUGGAUGACUCAUAGAUUAAACUUGUAUGGUAAUAU
Molecule: messenger RNA, 4632 nt
Organism: Diabrotica balteata
Lineage: Eukaryota; Metazoa; Arthropoda; Insecta; Coleoptera; Chrysomelidae
Source: the annotation of a GenBank genome assembly